Messenger RNA from Photinus pyralis (common eastern firefly), 1204 nucleotides. RefSeq names its product patatin-like phospholipase domain-containing protein 2. The record is from RefSeq and is a predicted model, not a curated record. Gene Ontology annotation, cellular component: lipid droplet; cytoplasm; membrane. NCBI's taxonomy places the organism in Eukaryota, Metazoa, Arthropoda, Insecta, Coleoptera, Lampyridae. Gene Ontology annotation, biological process: triglyceride catabolic process; lipid homeostasis. The coding region runs from base 89 to 1093 and encodes 334 amino acids. The transcript has 3 exons. Gene Ontology annotation, molecular function: triacylglycerol lipase activity.
CGCGCUUUAAUGUAUCUAAUUAUUAGAAAAUUUUACUUUCGAUCAGUGAUAAGUGCUCAGCGUGACAGUGCAAAUCAGUUCCUUUAAAAUGAAUCUAUCAUUUGCUGGUUGUGGAUUUCUGGGGAUAUAUCAUGCGGGCGUCGCGGUUUGCUUGCGAGAGUACGCUCCACAUCUGCUGCUGAACAAAAUUUCUGGAGCUUCCGCUGGAGCAAUUGCGGCAUGCUCUCUUCUUUGUGAUUUACCAUUAGUCGACAUGACGAGUGAUGUACUAAGAAUUGCCCUCGACGCUCGUAGCUGUUCUCUCGGACCUUUCAGCCCGUCUUUCAACAUUCAGGAUAUGCUACUAAAAAACCUCGAAAAGGUUCUCCCCGAAGAUGCCCAUUUAAAGGUAAACGGAAGACUACACAUAUCGCUAACGAGAGUGCACGACGGAAAGAACGUCAUUAUUUCGGAAUUUGAAAGUAAGGAGGAUUUGCUUCAAGCCCUCCUGGCGUCCGCGUUCGUGCCCAUGUUCUCCGGAAUUUUACCGCCGAAAUUUCGAGGGGUGAGGUACAUAGAUGGCGGAUUCAGCGAUAACCUGCCGGCGAUUGACGAAAAUACCAUAACCGUGAGCCCAUUCUGUGGCGAAUCCGAUAUAUGUCCCAGAGAUGAUAGUUCACAACUUUUUCAUAUAAACGUGGCCAACACAAGUAUCGAACUCUCGAGGCAUAACAUUUACAGAAUAGCAAGAAUUUUGUUUCCUCCAAAGCCGGAGGUCUUGGCCAGCAUGUGCAAGCAAGGCUUCGACGAUGCGCUAAGAUUUCUGCACAGAAACAAUUUGAUUAAUUGCGAUCGUUGCCUCGCAGUCCAGUCGACCUUUGUUAUAUCCAAACCUGAAGAAGAUUACGACUUGGAGUGUCACGAUUGCAAGAAGCAGCAAGAGGAAGCUCUGUUAUCAAACAUGCCGGAGAGGGUCGUUACCAUUUUUCAAGAGGCCAUCGAUUCGGCGAAUAAUGGCAUAAUAGACUGGCUGUUUAAACGCAAAGGUAGAAAGGUAUUGAGUGCCCUCAGUUCUUCCAACAAAGUACCCGAGAAAAUCAUCUUUACCUCAUAAACCAAGUGUUGAGGCUGGGGUACAAACUCCCAGAGUUACAUUGCGAAAAUGGAAAUAGCCGCUUACUGGCAGAAGCUGUACGUACAUGGCUCGUUUACUCAACAUCAGAAA